AUGUCAGCUGGAAUUCCCGUGAGACUCCUAAACGAGGCCCAAGGGCAUGUUGUGUCACUAGAACUCACUACAGGGGAUACUUAUCGUGGCAAAUUGGUUGAAAACGAAGAUAACAUGAACCUAUCUUUGAACGAUGUCACCAUCACCAAAGGUCGUACUGGUGAGACGUCUUAUAUGAGUCAGGUAUUUGUGAGAGGCUCCAUGAUUAGAUUUGUCAGUGUUCCUGACAUAUUGAGGAAUGCGCCGAUGUUCUUUAUGAAGCCAGGUGAGAAGCCUAGACCUCCUGUUCGGGGUCCACCUCCCAAGCGUAAUAAGUAUUGA
Sungouiella intermedia is the source of this 321-nucleotide messenger RNA. The record is from the annotation of a GenBank genome assembly. Lineage: Eukaryota; Fungi; Ascomycota; Pichiomycetes; Serinales; Metschnikowiaceae.